GCUCCACAGUGGAGUCUACAUCUCAAUGGCUUCCUCCAUCAAAAUGCCAAGCAAGAGUUGUGUUUCUUCCUCCUUCAUCCCCUUCAUUGUUCUCUUGCUUCUUCUUCUCGUGUCUUUCGCCGUAUUAGAUCAGCAUCACUUUAAUGGAUUCCAGAGAAUCUUCAAAGCUCUUGACCAUGACGAACAUAUUGAUAGACUCUCAGAAGAACCAGUGAAAUUUGGGAAGAUUGAAGAUGGGCUUGCAAGGGCUAGAGCUUCAAUUAGACGUGCAGCUAUUUCAUCAAGAGAAUUUGGGGGAAGCAUUAAAGAGGAGGAUUUUGUUCCUAGUGGUGAUGUUUAUCACAAUGCUAAAGCCUUUUAUCAGAGCUACAUUGAAAUGGAAAAAAGAUUAAAGAUCUGGACCUACGCCGAAGGUGAGCUCCCUAUAAUCCACGGUGGGCCGAAAGCCGACAUAUACUCCAUUGAAGGCCAGUUCAUCGACGAAAUGGAGGACGAACGCAACCCGUUUAGGGCCCGUCGGCCUGACGAGGCCCAUGUCUUCUUCCUCCCCAUCAGCGUGGCCAACAUGGUCAAGUACUUCUACAGGCCCAAUAUGACUGACUAUCAUGGGCCCAUGAAGAGGAUAACUGCAGACUAUAUCAAUAUCAUUUCCAAUAAAUAUGAAUAUUGGAACAGGAGUCUUGGUGCUGAUCACUUCAUGGUUUCUUGCCAUGACUGGGCACCGUACGUUUCAAAAGCAGACCCGCGCCUCUACGCCAACUCAAUCCGAGCGAUGUGCAACGCCAAACACCUCGAAGGCUUCAAGCCCGGGACCGAGGUAACCCUCCCGGAAGUCCACCUCCGCGACGCCGCCUCUCGCUCCCCGGGCAGCCCCCAGCUCCCCUCCGGAACACCGCCCGUCCUCGCCUUCUUUCGCGGCGGGUCCCACGGCCACAUCCGGGAGGUCUCUCAAACAUGGAAAGGGAAAGACGGCGACGUCCUGGUUUACGAGUACCUCCCGAGGGGCCUGAGCUACGACGAUCUCAUGAGGAAGGCCAGGUACUGCCUGUGCCCGAGCGGGUACGAAGUGGCGAGCCCAAGAAUCGUGGAGGCCAUAUUCGCCGGCUGCGUGCCAGUCAUAAUCUCCGAGGGCUACCCCCUUCCGUUCAGCGACGUGUUGGAUUGGAGCAAGUUCUCGGUGGAGAUAGCGGUGGAGAACGUGACGGAGAUCAAGAACAUACUGCGGGGGAUCUCGGAGCGGGGUUACGAGGAGCUGAGGGGGAGGGUUUUGGAGGUUCAGAGGCAUUUUGUGCUGCAUAGGCCGGCCAAGAGGUUCGAUGUCGUUCACAUGGUGCUGCAUUCUAUAUGGUUGAGGAGGUUGAAUCUUAGGCUUGGUUAUUGAGGAGUUGGUAUAUAUAAUAUAUGUGGAAAAUCUCUUUCCAUGAAAUAUACGCAAGUUUAUAUAGGUUUUGUUGUUGUGUUUGCUAUAUAUGUUGACGUUUUCUUUGUGUUAAGAAUGAUUAUGUAUUAUUUGGUUCCUAGCUACAAGCUGAGAUAAGCAUUACCUACAUGCUGAGAUAUAUAAGCUUGUUUGACUACAAAUUUCAGGCGAAAGUUCGCAAAACCCCUAAAAUUGUUUGGGGCAUUUCGCGCGAAACCUCCUUGAACUUUAU
This is a messenger RNA of Asparagus officinalis (garden asparagus), 1652 nucleotides long. RefSeq names its product probable glycosyltransferase At5g20260. The record is from RefSeq and is a predicted model, not a curated record. Gene Ontology annotation, molecular function: glycosyltransferase activity. NCBI's taxonomy places the organism in Eukaryota, Viridiplantae, Streptophyta, Magnoliopsida, Asparagales, Asparagaceae.